This is a messenger RNA of Chironomus riparius, 4879 nucleotides long. The record is from the annotation of a GenBank genome assembly. Lineage: Eukaryota; Metazoa; Arthropoda; Insecta; Diptera; Chironomidae.
AUGAGUUUAUUGGCUUACAAUUCAUUACCAAGUCCGAAUGAUAGAUUCGAACUGAAAGAAAUUAUCGGUACAGGUGUUUGUGCUAAAGUUUAUAUUGCAAGUGAUAAUGAAUCAAAUGGAAGAAAUGUGGCAAUUAAAAUUCAACGUUACGAGAAGGAUUUAAUUCCUUACAUUAAUGAAGAAUAUCGUGUUUUGCGGGAUUAUUCGGCACAUCCAAACAUACCAGAUUUUUAUGGAGUCUAUCGUAAGAAAUCUACAGAUUCUAAAGAACCUGACGAAAUUUGGUUUGUUCUGGAAUAUUGUGAAGCUGGUCCAGUGAUUGACAUUAUCAAGUCAUUACAAGCUAUUAAUAAGCGUGUGAGUGAAGAGCACAUUGCUUAUAUUUUGCGUGAAGUUGCUAAAGCAAUAUUGCAUCUACAUGAAAAUAAUGUCAUCCAUCGUGACAUCCGAGGAAGUAACAUUUUGAUGACAAAAGAAGGUGAAAUUAAGCUUUGCGAUUAUGGAUUAUCGCGUGACGUUAAAGCAACUAAUGGAAAACGUUCGACAUGCAUUGGUUCCUGCAGUUGGAUGGCACCAGAAGUCAUUGCAAGUGCAAAAGGAUAUCCAUAUGAUAAUCGAGCAGAUGUUUGGGCUUUAGGAAUAACCGCAAUUGAACUAGCUGAUGGAAAAACUCCAUUUGGUGAUAUGCAUCCAACUCGAGCAAUGUUUCAAAUUUUAAGAAAUCCACCACCGACUUUAUAUCGUCAAUCUAACUGGACUCAAAAUUUUAAUGAUUUCAUUGCUGAAUGCUUAGAAAAAAAUCCUGACCAUCGUCCAUUUCUGAUAGAAAUAAUGGAACAUCCAUUCUUUACUGAUCUCCCUUCCAAUGAUUAUCACCUUUCGCAAGAGAUUAAAAUGCUUCACAGUGAUGUUGAAAAUAUAAACUUUCCUUCACAAAGCGAAUCAAUUAUUUGUAAUGGCCUGUUAAGAACUCAUGACAAUAAAAUUGAGAAGCUCUAUGUUGAAGACUUGGCUGCAUUAGAAAAGUUAUCUGAUGAUACGAUUUUUGAGGAAGUGAAAAACAGACUUAAAAUUGGAUCAACUUAUACUUAUAUUGGUGAUGUUUUGCUUUCUUUAAAUCCUAAUAAAGAAUUUCCUAUCUACGACCGAAAGUUUCAUAAUCGCUAUAUGUUCAAAUCACGUUCAGACAAUGCACCUCACAUAUUUUCUGUUGCUGAUAGUGCUUAUCAGGACAUGAUGCAUCACGAGGAGCAACAGUACAUCAUGUUUUCUGGAGAAUCGUACUCUGGAAAGACCACAAACAUGCGACUGUGCUUUGAACAUCUUCUCAUUAUGGGAGAGGGAAAUGCAGGUGUAGUUGGUCGUAUUCAGAAUGCAUUAAUUGCAAUUAAUGCUCUUACUCAUGCUGGAACACCAUUAAAUAAUGAUUCAACAAGAUGUGUUUUGCAAACUCAAUUGACAUUUGGAACCACUGGAAAACUCAGCGGUGGAAUAUUCUGGAUUAAUCUAUUAGAAAAAUCCCGAGUUUCGUCACAACCAAAUUUUCACAUGUUCUAUUAUUUUUAUGAUGCAAUGGAUACUGAAGAACGUUUGACUGAUUUUAAUCUUGAAAGCGGUCGACAAUAUCGUUAUUUACGUGUUCCUGAUACAUUUGUUAAGUCAAAUUUAGAUUUUGUUCGAGAUGAUCCUUUAGGAAAUGCUUUAAAGUUUAAAGAUUUUGAACAAGCUUUAUUAGCCCUUGACAUAUCUCAAAAUACUCUCGUUGCUAUAUAUAAAAUUUUUGCAGCAAUUUUAAUUCUUGGUGAUGUUCGUUUCAAGGAGUGUGAUAAUGAUAGAAAAGCAGCAUUAGAAGAUCCAACUUUAUCAGAAAAAAUAGCAAAAUUAUUAAGGCUUGACGAGAAAAAGUUUCAAUGGGCACUAGUCAAUUAUUGUGUUUUUAUUCAAGGAAAUAUUGAAAAACGUCGAAUGACGCCAGAUGAAGCCCGUGAUGCUCGAGAUGUUCUUGCUGGGAACCUUUAUUCUCGCUUGGUCGAUUAUAUAUCAAACCUAAUCAAUCAAAAACUUGCAUACAAUAGAGCAAUUUUUGGUGACACCAACUCAAUAAUUUUAAUGGACCUGUUUGGCUUUGAAUGCUUCAAAAGAAAUCGUCUAGAGCAACUCUUCAUCAACUCAAUUAAUGAGCAAAUGCAAUAUCAUUACAAUCAACGAGUUUUUGUCUGGGAAAUGGUUGAACAAGAAGAAGAACACAUUCCGGUUACAAAGCUUAAUUUUUAUGACAACAAAGUUGCUGUCGAUCAACUUAUGAAUACACCAAAGGGAAUUUUCCACGUCCUUGAUGAAUCAAGUCGUGGUCAAUAUAAUUAUGAAUUUAUAACAGAUACGCUAGGCAAUAGAAAAUCACCUUACAUACAACGAUAUAGUGCACAUGAGUUUUCUGUUGCGCAUUACUCUGGAAAAAUUGUUUACGACACGCGCGAUUUUGUUGAAAAGAAUCGAGACUUUCAGCCACUUGAAAUGAUUGAAACAUUACGAAAGUCAGAAGAUGGCAUUGUUAAAAUUUGCUUCACUAAUCCAUUGUCAAAAAGUGGAAAUUUAACAAUGGCUAUGAAUGAAUCAUGUUCUCAAAGUACUUCUAAGAACAAAAAGGGAAUGAAAUGGGCAGACGCUUUAGUCCAAGAAAAAAGUAAAAAUCGGAAAAUGAAUACACUUUCAAGAGGACAGUAUUCUCAAAUCCAUAAAAUGCGAACAAUGUCGUCUGUGUUUCGUGCUGCAUCCUUAGAUCUUCUCAAGAAUUUAUCAGUGAUCUCGAACAGUGGUGGAAUCUAUUUUGUUCGAUGUGUGAGAUGUGAUUUGGAAUAUCGCGAAAGUGGUUUUAAUGAAGACAUGGUUCGUCAGCAAUUGAGAGCAAUGGCUGUUUUAGAUACUGCAAGAGCUAGACAAAAAGGAUUUUCAGUUCGUGUUCCAUUCCAGGAAUUUUUGAGGCGCUACAAAUUUCUAGCAUUUGAGUUUGAUGAAAAUGUGGAAUUGACAAAAGACAACUGUCGUCUUUUAUUAGUUCGAUUAAAAAUGGAAGGAUGGAUUAUCGGGACUUCAAAAGUUUUCUUAAAAUACUUUAAUGAAGAAUAUUUAUCACGUUUAUAUGAAACUCAAGUUAAGAAAAUUAUAAAAGUCCAAUCGAUGAUGCGUGCAUUUUUGGCAAAAAGAAAUAUUGCAAAUAAAAUAAGGAGCGUAUUAAAGAAGCAAACUAGUAUUGGUGCACCAGCAAAAGACAUGAAUGAAGAAGAAGCUGUGAUUAAAAUUCAAACAGCUUUUCGAGGAUAUAAAAUUAGAAAAAUUUAUGGUCCACUGAUUAAUCAAAAAACUGGAAAAAUUGACAUAGCAACAGCUAAAUUUAUUGAACCUUUUGCUACUCGUUGGAAGAAUAAAUCUAUAUUCCAAAUUUUGCUGCAAUAUAGAUCAGUCCGUCAUAUGGAUCUUCAAGUUCAUAUUUAUAAUCAACGACUCAUGACAGGCUUAACGUGUACUGAGAAAUGUAUUUUGUUGGAAAAAAUUGACUCCAAAGAAGUAAACAAGGAACAACUUGGUCCAAUACGCAGAGCUGUUUGGAAAAUUCCGUUCCGUUUAGACGAAAUACCGUACUUUGAUACGAAAUUCUUAUGCGAUACAUCCCAAAUUACCAACUUUACCGCUUAUGAUGAAGAGUCUGAGGCAUGGGAUGCUCCAUUACGGAGACGAACAAAUGUUUCUACACAUAUCACAUAUCCACAAAAUAAUUUGUAUCAUGCUGGCAAUAAUAGACGCGAGUCUGUUUAUUCUGAUAUAAAUGAAGAUGAUGGAAUGAUUGUUGAUGAGCCAUUUAAUCGAGAUCCAACAAUUCCUUUAAAGAAAGUAAGGCCAAGAAAAAUUGAAUAUAAUCCAUCACCACGUCCGAGUAUUCAAGUGGAAGAGACUGUAAAUGAAGAACCUCGUCCAUACUGUGCCUCACCAACUCCCUAUUCGAAACCAAGUGUUGGAAAUUUAUUACAAAGAUUUUCUCCUGAUGGCAGAGAUCAAAAAAAUUGUGCACCAAAAAAACGUGCUCCAAAACCACCUUCAUCACAAUCUGUUGAUGACACACCAACAUGGCUAAAGAAAGGUCCUGCACCACGAAUCCCAUCACCUUCUAAUCGAAAAUCAGAUCCAAUAAGAGAAAUGGAAUCAAUUGGAAAGACAUCUUAUGAAGAAGAUGAAAGUGAUAACCCACCAUUUAAUUUUCAAGCAAUGUUAAGAAAAACACCAUAUAAUCGUAACUCUAUGAAAAGAUCAACAGAAUCGAAGUUUUCACUACCACAUGAAGAUUCAAUUAAUAAUAAUUCAGAACCGUUUGUAGAAACAAGACCAAGCUAUUCAUCUGUGGUUUAUCAUAGCAAAUCUAACCGUCCACGAUCAUGUAAUGAAAAUAUGAAUGCUCCUCGUCCACAAGAAAGAAAAUCAUCAUUAUCAACUGGCAAAAAUGGAGAGCCAGAUGAAAAUGAAAAUUUAGAUUUUAUUCAAGAGGAAAUCGCGCCUGGAAUCGUUGUGGAAGGCUAUGUGGCAGAUCUAUAAAAAAAAUAAAGAGAUUUAACUAUUCAUGAUAUUUUGAAAACAUAAAACAUAAUUGACAUAAUUUAAAAUCAUCAGCAUUAGUGGUAUUUAAAAAUCAUCGAUUAACAUUUCUGAAAUUUCGCUUCAAAAAUCUCAGAAUUGCGCAGAAUAAAAAUCAAAUUCGGCUUUGUUGGCUAGAAAAGCUAAAGAAAUUUAAAUUUAUUCUUGAAAAAAUUCAACUUGGUUUUAAUUUACAUUUGCAUGAAAAUUUUCUUUUUUUAAAUUACUCAAAUUAUUCAAUAUAAUUAUUAAUUAG